Molecule: messenger RNA, 1044 nt
Organism: Eruca vesicaria subsp. sativa (arugula)
Lineage: Eukaryota; Viridiplantae; Streptophyta; Magnoliopsida; Brassicales; Brassicaceae
Source: the annotation of a GenBank genome assembly
AUGACGACGAGAUCUGAUUCCGAUGAGUGUCUUCUUACCUCAGAGAAAGCUUCGAUUUUUCGAGAUGGGUUUUCACAAAACUCGUCACUAAAGGUCGUUUCUUUGCCGCCACUAGAGAAGGACUCUGUUUUAGAGAUGAUGGUUAGCUCAAAGAAGCAAGUAAAGUCUUCUCCUCCUUUGACUUGUAUUCUUGCGAAAUAUGAAGAAACCAUCGGUUCUUCAGACUCUGCUGAAGCUUCUUUCUCCAAAGAACCCGAGGCUAUGGUGGAUGUGCAUUGUCCUGGAGUCCUCUCUGUUCCCGAAACUACUACCUCCUCUGCGUUUCUUGAAGAAGAUAGGAUCAAAGAAACGUCUUCUGCAAACAUCUCUGGGGUUUCUACACAAGUUGGAGAGGCUGAUGGGUUCGUUGUUGUUUGUAUCUCUGAGAAGAAGGGACAAGAAGAUUCCAAAGUUUUGGAGGCUGAGAUCGAGAAGAAAGAUGUGGAGACGCUCGAAAAUAAUGGGAAUGAGCAGCAUCAGAAGAUGGAAAGAGUGAGAGUUAAGGACAAUGCUUUUGUUGGGAGAUCUGUAGUGAGUAUCGAUUUGGUUGAUGACACUGCCUUGCUCAACGUUGUUCCUUUCUCCAAGAAAGCUAAAGAUCACCCUAAGAGGAGGCCAGGAACUGAUAAGGAUGCACCAAGAAAGCAUAACAAGAACGGAGGAGGGAAACAGAAGAUUGUUGGUGUUGGUGGGAAGCAGCAAGAUAAGAAGGGAUAUGCUUCAAACGUUGUUGAAUGGAAUGCAUCCACCAAACUUUCUGAAACAAGUGGGAAUCAGUUGAGGAUAGUGUACUCUAUAAACCAGAUGAAGUCGAUGAGGUAUGCACAUUCUGCGAAUCAGAAGAAAUUGUGGAGUGACGUCUACGCUAGGCUUCUACCUGAGCUGGUGGCUGAGUACGAAGGUCUAGUUAGCUUGAAGACUUCAAAAUCAGACAUGAGGGAGAGUGGCAAUGGUCAUGUAUCGGCUGUACCAAGAAGGAACCGUGUGAAUAUCUUUGUACAUUGA